Messenger RNA from Sorghum bicolor (sorghum), 1035 nucleotides. Its product is annotated as spidroin-1-like. The transcript has 2 exons. NCBI's taxonomy places the organism in Eukaryota, Viridiplantae, Streptophyta, Magnoliopsida, Poales, Poaceae. Bases 1 to 1035 code for a protein of 344 amino acids. The record is from RefSeq and is a predicted model, not a curated record.
AUGACUGAUCAAGUAUCACCGGUAUACAAAGGUAUAAGAAAGAAGGACAAGGGUUUUGUCGACGUCACGAAGGGCAUCGACAUAGUUCAAGUGAAGGUUCACAGCGCGAAGGCCGGUCUCAGUCUGGAACGCGACAGAAGGGAAAAAGAAGGGGACUUAGGCACUGGUGGCUCAUCGGCGGCAGAGAAGAGCUUCGCGUGGGGUGGUGCUGCCGCUGCUGCACGUUCAGCUUGGUGGAGGGGGUGUUCGCGAUCACCACGGCGAGGUGAGCACGACUUCACGGACGGUGCAGGGUCCCUGAGCUUGGCGUCACGACUGCUCGUUCACGUCCCAUGGCUUGGCGCGGAGGACGUCGCGGCAAGGUGGGGCGCUGGGCGUGAAGGCGAGGGACAGGGUGCGUCGAGGUCGCCGUGCGAGGGUGGCACCGUUGGCGCGGCUGAUGCCGAGGUGCGCGCGCGGCUCGGCCGGGGCUCCCUGGACUCGUUCCAGAGGAGGUCGCGGCGUCGUGGCUCGGAGCAGAGGCACGACCGCGGCGUCGCGACGAGGUUGGGGCUGCGGUGGCGAGGACGACAUGGAGGCGAUGUCGCAGUGCUUGGGCUCGAAGGCGAGGACGGGGCCGUGGACGACGUCGCGUGCAGCUCGGCGUUGCGGCGGCUCGGCGUUGGCGUCGUGAACGCCGGUGGAGCAGAGGUGGUCGGGGUCCCCGCGCUCGGCGAGGGCGAGGCCGACGCAGCGUGGCUCGAUGGAGCACCGGGCGGCGUCGUGACGAGGAGGAGCUCGCGGUGCGGUGGUCGAUGGAGAGCUUUGUCGGGGGUCGCAGUUCGCGGACAGAGCGGCGUCCGCGGCAAGCUCGGAGCCGCGCUCGGCUCGGCGUCGCGGCGGCUCGGCAGCGGAUGCCGGGGACGGGGCUCGGCGCGGCCGGCGUCGGGGCUCGACGUCGGGGCAGGGGCUUCGAGGUGCUUGGCUCGGUGGACGGCAGCAGCUGCGCGAGGCCAGGAAUGGAGCAGAGGGCGGCGGCGGCCAUGGCUUUUAUAG